GGCAAGCCUCCUCCGAAGAUGGAAACACGUAUUUUUAGUGUGCUUCUGUUGAGUGUGCGUUUUGGAAUUAAUUUCGCACUACCAGCACAAAAGUUUUCACCGGGGAUUCCUAUAACCCCUAUAGUUGAUGAACAAUCUGGUCUAGUCAGCGGUAUUUUGACUAACCAAGCCAGUACUAACCCUGGCACACAAUAUCAACAGCCGGUUCCCCAAUCGAAUCAAUAUCAACCCGCCGAAGUGAGUACUUUUCCAGUCAACCUACCAGGCACUAACAAUAGAAUAGAAAUACCAACUAAUUCGGCCAUAGGACAACCGACUCAGCAGGUUCAAUUGGUCCCGAGGCCACAACCAACAGUAAUUUAUAUGACCAACAAUAGGCCUUACUAUUCAGCCCCUCAAUACAGUGGACAAUAUGUGUAUCCUAGUGGAAUGGCUGCUCCACCAAGGCCAAGUGGUGGACCCAUAAGUCAAUACAUUUCAAACACUGUCACUAACGUAGCUAACCGUUUACAAUCACCAACGAGCCUCGAAACGAUUUCUACGUUUGGAACACUCGGAACCAUUGGUGCGUUAGGAGCACUGGGAGCUGGAGCUGUACUUUUUGGCUAAACGUUCCCAGUGCUUACGAAUAUUUUUUUGAAAGUUAGUACUAAAAAUGUUAGGAAAAAGUUAGAUUACUAAUCAUAAUAAUCAAACAAAUUGGAAACUACAAUCAUUCACUGGUUCUCAGAAUUUAACAUAAAAAAUGCAAUUUGGCAGUCAUCCUAUGGAGGUCAAAAGAAAAGACCAAUAUACCUAUGUCAGUUAUCCUAAGAUACUCAACCAGGAAAGAUUGGUCUUCUGCUCGACAUAGUAUGGCUGACAAACAAUGGCAUGGCACAACCUCAUACUCACCAAUCGUA
This is a messenger RNA of Wyeomyia smithii (pitcher-plant mosquito), 902 nucleotides long. RefSeq lists its product as uncharacterized. Bases 19 to 609 code for a protein of 196 amino acids. NCBI's taxonomy places the organism in Eukaryota, Metazoa, Arthropoda, Insecta, Diptera, Culicidae. The transcript is spliced from 6 exons. The record is from RefSeq and is a predicted model, not a curated record.